Molecule: messenger RNA, 2720 nt
Organism: Arabidopsis arenosa
Lineage: Eukaryota; Viridiplantae; Streptophyta; Magnoliopsida; Brassicales; Brassicaceae
Source: the annotation of a GenBank genome assembly
AUCUCUCUCUUGAAUCCAAUCAAUCAUGGCCGAAGAAAAAGAGAAUUGCGUUAGAAUGACAAGAGCAGCGACUAAAAGAAAAGCUUCAAUGGAAGCAACAAUAGACGAAGAACGAAUCAACAAGAAGAGAGUCGUUCUCGGAGAACUUCCAAACUUGUCCAACAUCAAGAAGCCUCGAAAAGCUACUAAGAUUCCGACAAAACAGAAGAAAUCAGUUCCGAUUCCGACACUCUUAACCUUAAACUCAGACAUUGAUACAAGAUCUGAUGAUCCUCAGAUGUGUGGUCCUUAUGUUACUUCAAUCUUCGAGUAUCUUCGUCAAUUAGAGGUGGAAGCAAAAUCAAGGCCUUUGGUUGAUUAUAUUGAGAAGAUUCAGAAAGAUGUAACUUCGAAUAUGAGAGGAGUUUUGGUUGAUUGGUUAGUAGAAGUUGCUGAAGAAUAUAAACUUCUCUCAGACACUCUUUAUCUUGCUGUUUCUUACAUUGAUAGAUUCUUGUCUCUCAAGACUGUUAAUAAACAAAGGCUUCAGCUUUUGGGAGUUACAUCAAUGCUUAUUGCUUCAAAGUAUGAAGAGAUUACUCCUCCAAAUGUGGAAGACUUUUGUUAUAUUACAGAUAAUACUUAUACGAAACAAGAGAUUGUUAUGAUGGAAGCUGAUAUACUUCUUGCGUUGCGAUUUGAAUUAGGAAACCCGACAAGCAACACGUUUCUGAGACGGUUCACAAGGGUUGCACAAGAAGAUUUCGAAAUGUCACAUUUACAGAUGGAGUUUCUUUGUAGCUAUCUUUCGGAGUUAAGCAUGUUAGACUAUCAAUCUGUGAAGUUUCUUCCAUCUAUUGUGGCUGCUUCAGCGGUGUUUCUCGCUAGGUUCAUCAUCCGUCCAAAACAACAUCCCUGGAAUGUGAUGUUAGAAGAAUACACAAAAUACAAAGCGGGUGAUUUGAAAGAAUGUGUGGAUUUUUCAGCUUCUUCUUCUUUAACCAUGGACAACAAGUUUAACGGCGAACGCAACAUCUGGUCAACGGCGACGGCGGCGGAGGAGAAUCUAUCAACGGCGUCUUCGUCUUCUCAGUCACAACCACCGCGGAUGCAGUCGCUUCCGUUUUUUCCACCGGAGAGUCAUCACAUCCACAGAGCUAAUGGUUUCUCAAGUCAUGAUUCUGAUUUGCAAACCCUAGAAUCUUCUUUUGGUGGGCUUUCUUUUGCAGAUUCAUCAACUGUUCGUCAGAACAGUACUCAUAGACGACCCCGACCCCGUCCCCGUCGUUUCAGCGAUGUUGGUGGUGGUAGUAGUGGUGUUAAUGGUGGUGGUGGUGGUGGUGGUGGUAGUGGUGUUAAUGGUGGUGGCUACUUGGUUCCUCCGAGUCCUUACCACCGUGAAUUAGAAGAGUUUCAAAGGUUUAAUCAGAAUCAGCAGAGAUUGUCUAAUCAGAACAAUUGUGUUAAUCAUUCUGAUGGGUAUAAUACACUUGACAAUGAUUUCUUGAAUGGAGUUCCUUAUGCUCCAAGAAACCAUGUCUCUGAUCAAAACCCUUGGGGUUAUUACCCUGAUGGUUUUGAGUCUGAAAUCAACAAUUCUUGGAGGAGUAAUGUCUAUUAUCAAGAUCAGAUGGAGAACGGGAGAGGCUCGCUCUAUGCCAUUGCGAAAGACGCAGUGUGGAGCAAGAAGCUGUUGGAGACUAUCUAUCAGGGUACUAAAGAGACGAUUGAUACGAUUUUCGACCGUAUAAUUGUCCAUAUUUGUGAGUUGAUGGUGGAUCCUUAUGGUAGUGAUGUUGUUAUGUUGCUUAUUGGAAAAUGCUGCUCUGAACAAAUCAUUCAGAUUGUUGAUCUUGUCACUCAGGACAUGUUUCAGUUUGUUAACAUAUGCUUUGAUGAGCGCGGAACAGCGGCAAUACAAGAGCUGUUGGGCAGUAUUCAUAAGCGUGCUAAUGAUCAAAUCCCGCGCAUCAUGGAUCUUAUCAGCUCGGUAGGACUUCAAUUGGCAAGGAGCAGCAAUGCUAGAUAUCUGAUUCUGUCAUGCUUCCGCCUGUUUCCUCUCUCGCACUGUAGGUAUCUUCUUGAAGUUGUCGCUAGACAUUGUUACGAGAUAGCGAUUGAUCAACAUGGCUGCUGCUUGCUUCAGCAUUGUUGUGACAAGAUUCGUGUUCCGAAUCCUGAGAUAAGGCAACGUUUAAUUUCGGAAAUAAUCUCUCAUGCGUUGAAACUCUGCUUGAACUGCUACGGAAACUAUGUGGUUCAGUAUAUCGUGGAGCUCAAUCAUCCACAUGUGACCAACGCGCUCGUGAGACAGCUAGUAGGGAACUAUGCACACCUUGCCCGCAACAAGUAUGGAAGUCAUGCUGUGCAGAAGUUGUUGAAACUAAGGGGUAUAAUUGACACUAGGUUGAUUGUGGUUGACUUACUUAGUCAGAUUGAUACACUUCUUCUUGACCCGUUUGGAAACUAUGUCAUUCAAACCGCGUGGUUUGUGUCUAAGGACGAUGUGCGCCACAUGUUGAGGUAUCAUAUAGAGCUUAACAUUCGAUUGAUGAGGUGCAACAAAUUUGGGAACAAAAUUCUGGAGAAACUCAAUCUCUAGAGAGUUCCAAUGGUACAAAGAAGUGGUGUGGUGUUUUGGUAUUGUUUUUGAUCGAUUGAUUGUAUGGUUUUUUUGUGCAUUGUUUUCUCAGCAUUUUUUUUCUUCACUUUAAUUCUACUAUCACAUUUGUCAAACACUA